Lasiosphaeria miniovina is the source of this 588-nucleotide messenger RNA. RefSeq lists its product as uncharacterized. The transcript is spliced from 2 exons. The record is from RefSeq and is a predicted model, not a curated record. NCBI's taxonomy places the organism in Eukaryota, Fungi, Ascomycota, Sordariomycetes, Sordariales, Lasiosphaeriaceae. The coding region runs from base 1 to 588 and encodes 195 amino acids.
AUGGCUAGCCAACAGUAUGAAAUAGCGACGGGUACGCGUCGAAAGGCCUGCGAGAGAGCCGACAGGAACGAGGAAAACCUGUCUGGGGGCCUGAGAAAUAAAAAGGGUCCGUCCUCUGACAGCGACGUCAAGCUCUACAAUCAAACAAAGCAAGACAAGGACGCGACAGCCAAACCUAGGUGGAAGACCAAGAAAAAAGAUAAGCGACGAGUGUGGAAAGUCGGAAGAAGCUCUACCGAAUCCCUGGGCCCUCUUGUUUAUACUGAAGAGCGCGUGGACGAGCAACGAGGCGAGGACGGAGAAAGGGUAGUGGUACAGCUGGAGGUGUUGGAUGACUCGAAUGCUCGGUGCUCCUUCACUAGCGAUAGCAACGUGGCACAUGAGGGGUUCAUGGCGCGACUCAGAUUCCCCCGACUAGGAGAGGGACUCCGGUUUGAAGAGCAUAAGUUCACGCAGAGAGUGGAAAUCGAAACAAGUGGCUCGUUCGGAGAAAUGCUCGCCGUCCUCGCAACGGCCGAUUCAGGGCCGUGCAGACCCUCCAGACUCUAUUAUAUGCUGGACUCCAAACGGCUUAGAGCCCAGCAGUAG